Molecule: messenger RNA, 162 nt
Organism: Parastagonospora nodorum SN15
Lineage: Eukaryota; Fungi; Ascomycota; Dothideomycetes; Pleosporales; Phaeosphaeriaceae
Exons: 1
Coding region: 1-162 (53 amino acids)
Source: RefSeq, a predicted model, not a curated record
AUGUCGCUUUACACCUUCGCAGCAGUCCUGCUCCUGUGUUUGACACUGGCUGUAUGGUAUGCAGCAGGCUUGAAAGACCAGGUCAAGCAUCUGAAGGGCCAUGUUGAGCAUCUGCAUGGCAAGGGCAAGGAGGAUGGCAAGGGAGAAAAGAAGGCGCAGUGA